This is a messenger RNA of Clonostachys byssicola, 1017 nucleotides long. Lineage: Eukaryota; Fungi; Ascomycota; Sordariomycetes; Hypocreales; Bionectriaceae. The record is from the annotation of a GenBank genome assembly.
AUGGCUUCACUUCUGAACAAGCUCACGGGCUCGAACAAGACUCAUCACACUGAGAACAUGCAGCCCACAUCCACCACCACCGCUCCUCAUCGAGAGAACCUCCACGAAGGUAACCUCCGCGAAGAGCCCAGGUAUCAGGAGAACGUCUACGAGAACAAUGUUGGCCGAACCGGUCAUGGCAGACAUGACCUGGGCCACGAGAACUUGAGGCGAGAUGAAAUUCCUGUCCAGAACAGCAUCCCUCAUGGGAACGUCGGCACAACCGGCCACGGCAGACACAACUUGGCCUCUGACAACUUGGGGCGACAUGAGGCUCCUAUUCAUAACAAUGUUCCUCACCAGGGCCACGCCACAGCCGGGACUGGCCACGUCCACAAUGGCUACGAGAACAACGUUGGCCGAACCACCCAUGGCCUCGGUCACGAGAACUUGAGGCAAAACGAGGUUCCCAUCCAGGGCCACAAUGCCUACGAGAACAACGUUGGUCGAACCAACCAUGGUCUCGGUCAUGAGAAUUUGAGACAAAAUGAAGUUCCAGUCCAGAGCAACAUCCGCCAUGAGAACAUGGGCACAACCGGCCACGGCAGACACGACUUGGCUUCUGACAACUUGAGGCGGCAUGACGUCCCGGCUCAGGGCAACAUUCGUCAUGAGAAUGUCCACCCAACUGAUCACGCCAGACACGAUAUGGCCUCGAACGGCCUGGGGCGACAUGAUAUCCCUGCUCAGAGCGGCCAUCACAGCCAUCACGCCGGCACCAUCAAGACCGGCCCUGUCCACAACAGCGAGAUGCUGAACAAGCUCGACCCCCGCGUUCACGAGUACAAGGACAGGUCUGCAGCCGAUCACUCAUUGACUGGCACGACACACGGUCAAGUGCCUCUGGAUGCCGCCCGGGUGCCCCCUUCAGUGAUGCAGGAGCAUUUGGGUCCCCCAACCAUUGAGCACGACUUUCCUCACGACAGCAAGCACAAGAGACACUCCAUCAGCCACCAGGAGGCUCACAUGAUGCGAUAA